Messenger RNA from Hemiscyllium ocellatum (epaulette shark), 2825 nucleotides. RefSeq names its product heterochromatin protein 1, binding protein 3 (gene hp1bp3). The transcript has 12 exons. Gene Ontology annotation, cellular component: chromosome; nucleus; nucleosome. Gene Ontology annotation, biological process: nucleosome assembly; heterochromatin organization. Gene Ontology annotation, molecular function: nucleosome binding; DNA binding. The coding region runs from base 122 to 1633 and encodes 503 amino acids. The record is from RefSeq and is a predicted model, not a curated record. Lineage: Eukaryota; Metazoa; Chordata; Chondrichthyes; Orectolobiformes; Hemiscylliidae.
GGGCUGAGGGAAAGAGGCGGUGGAGCGGGAGCGGUGGCUGCAGAGACAGAAACGGGCAGGGAGGCAUUGAGAGAGCAAGAGUAGGUCUCUUUAACAGAGCAUUGAGUACCACUUUGAAGACAUGCCUAUUCGACGGAAUGCAAGUCCUUCUGCACAGGACACACCUGUGAAAAACAAACCUACUACAGAUGCUGAUGUGACAUCAGAAGAAUCCGUGUCAGCAGAGGAGGAACCUGAAAAUGACACUUCAACCCAGGAGGAGGAAAAGAAAGAAGCAGAAAAAAGUGGAGAUGAAGAGAAAGAAACCAAAUCACCAGAGGAACCUAAAAAGGAAGAAAAAGAACCAUCCAAGGAUAAGAAGAUUAAAAAGACCAUUCCAUCUUGGGCUACGUUGUCUGCUAGUCAACUGGCUCGAGUGCAGAAGAAUUCUCAGAUCAGUGCUACUACACGACCAAAAAUGGAUGCUAUUGUCAUUGAAGCUAUUAAGGCUUGUUUUCAGAAGUCUGGUGCUUCCGUUGUUGCCAUUCGUAAAUAUAUCAUUAACAAGUAUCCGUCACUGGAACUGGAGCGCAGAGGAUAUAUCCUGAAGCAAGCCUUAAAACGGGAGAUGCAACGUGGUGCUAUCAAACAGGUGAAGGGAAAAGGUGCUUCGGGAAGUUUUGUUGUUGCGUCAAAUGCAGGAAAACCAGCAAAUAAAUCGAAACAGGACAAAAAGAAAACUACUUCUUCCGGACCAAUGGAGCAGCCAAUAAAACUGGAGGAUGCUCUACCACUGGCAUUUACAAAGCUGUGUGAACCUAAAGAGGCAUCAUACAGUCUUAUCAAGAAGUAUCUUCUUCAAUAUUAUCCCAAACUGAAUGCUGAGAGCAGGCCAUAUUUACUUAAACAAGCUUUGCAAAGAGCCGUAGAUAAGGGUCAGCUGGAGCAGAUCACUGGCAAAGGAGCAUCGGGUACAUUUCAGCUCAAAAAGGCUGGAGAUAAACCGUUGUUAAGUGGAGGUCCAUUUGAGGAUGCAAUCCUUAGUGCCAUAACUGCUAUGAAUGAACCUAAAACCUGCUCAACAACAGCUCUUAAAAAAUAUGUCUCCGAAAAAGUUCCUGCAGCAAAUUCUAAUUUUCAGAUGCAUAUGCUGAAGAGAACUUUGCAGAAAUGUGAAAAAAAUGGAUGGAUUGAACAAAUUUCUGGGAAAGGAUUCAGUGGCUCCUUUCAACUUUGCUUCCCAUUUUAUCCCAGCCCUAGUAUCCUAUUCCCAGAAAAGAAACAUCAGGAAGAAGAGGAAGAAUCGGAGGAGGAGGAGGAGGACGACGACGAUGCGUCAGAAUCGGAAGAGGAUGAAUCUGAUGAUGAACCGCCUAAAAAAAGACACAAGGCAGUUCCGCGAGCCAAGGCCAAGCUGCAGAAACGAAAAGCUGCCACGUCGAAAAAAGCAGUUGCUGCUAAGAGGAGCACAUCGUCAAGAAAAGCACCAGCAAAAAAAACAGCUAAAAAAUCCAGGUCCUCACCAGUGAAGUUGGCCAAAAAACCAACGGUGGUUAAAAAACCUCUGCGUGGGUCUCUUAAGUCUCCAGCAACUCCAAAGAAGGUGAAAGGAUCCACCAAGACCACAAGGCAUUCACAGAGGCAGAGAAAGUAGCAAAGGCAAACGUGGAAUGCUUUUCUUUGGUGGUGCAUGGUUUUGUCUAUUUGAAACACGCCACGUGACAUAACUUUUCUGCAGCUAACCUAGAAAAAGUAGAAACUUAUUUUUAGAUAAUUAUGUAGAAUGCUAUUUUAGAUAAGCUGUUGGACAUCAACUUGUUUCAAGAAGGUUUUUAUUAGUUUAAUGGGUUUUAACACUUUAUAUUUAAGUGUGUGACCUUAUGAUGAUAUAGUAAGCAACACACUUGGUUUUUACCUUUUAAGUGGGGAGCAAACACAAUUGCUGAUUGACUUAAAUGAAUAUCAUGGUUUUGGAAAAUUCAUUUGUUGCUGUAAUUUUUUAUAAGGUGAUAUCUGACCUCCAUAGUUGAUGGAUUCUUCCUGGGGUGACAAUGGCUUAGUGAUAAUAUCACUAAGCUAACAAUCAGAGGCUCAGACUAAUGCUGUGAUGCAUGUGUUCAAAUCCCAUAAUGGCAGCUGAUAGAAUUUAAGUUCAGUGAAUAAAACCACAAUGGCGCCCAUGAAGCUAUCAUCAAUUGUUGGAAAACUAAAAAUCUAUCUGGUUCACUAGUGGUCACUAAAGAAGGAAAUCUGCCAUCCUUACCAGGUGACCUAAAUAUAAUUCCAGAAGCUCAGCAAUUCAUACAUCACAUUAAAGUAAACCUUGAAGAUGAUGUUUCCGUUAAAGUAUAUGCAGCAGCUUGGAAGAUACCGUGGAGAUCUUAUUGUGUUUAAUGUGAAAAAAUGUUAAAGCUGAUGCAUUCAAAAAAUUGGUCACACUUUGUAAUAAAAUUUCAACGGGAACAUUGUUUGGGGAAAGCUCAUUUAUGCCAUGAUAGAGUGAGAUCAGACAUUAAGAUUUUCUCAUGAAACUAAAGGGGAGAGCCCCAAAAUGAGGAUGGUGAAAAUCUUUUGCUUUGGCCUGUCUUCACCCAUUAUGGUCAGGUGUUAUCUUAAGUUCAUUAAUAUUGUUCAAAGUCCCUGUAUGAUUUGUAUUGGAGAUCAGUGUAAUGAAAAUCACCUUGUACACAUUGUAUGUGUAUUGAUGAAUGUUGCUACUCUGUUUUACUUUUUAAUAAUUGCAUUAGUGUCAGAUUUGUUGAAGUACAGUACUUGCAUGCAGCACCAUUUUGUUAAGCUUUUUUCUGUAAUCUUGUUUCACUUAGUAAAAAAUACUGUACAUUGUA